This is a messenger RNA of Stegodyphus dumicola, 3668 nucleotides long. Its product is annotated as PR domain zinc finger protein 12-like. Gene Ontology annotation, biological process: regulation of gene expression. Gene Ontology annotation, molecular function: protein binding. The record is from RefSeq and is a predicted model, not a curated record. NCBI's taxonomy places the organism in Eukaryota, Metazoa, Arthropoda, Arachnida, Araneae, Eresidae. Gene Ontology annotation, cellular component: nucleus.
AGAACGAUUGCAUUAUUGAUCUUUUGCGAAACAAGAACUGAUUGCAAUUUCGAAAUGGUUCUUUCAUAUUCUUCCUUUAGAAUUCCCCAAGUGUAGUAAUCUUUACGUUGCUUUUUAUCUGUGUUAGCAAUGACUGCGUAAAAUAUUUGAGUUAUUUCUGUCUUUAUGAGAAUUAUCAUUUAUGCCGUUGCCUAGCGAUGAAUUAUUUCCACUCCGCUUAUCUAAAAGAGCUUUUUUCAACUGUAAAAAAGUCCAACAGAACUUAGUGCGAUUCAUUUCAGCUGAAUUUAUGUUUAGAAAAGUGUUAGAAUUGUUUUUAUAACUUAAAAGCACGAUAUCUUAAGUUAGUGCUGUUUGGAAGUUUAUACAAGCAUGAAUAAAUUUAUUAUAUCGCUGAAAUAGCAUACCGCUGCUUUACACAACAAUUACACUACAAUGCUUGUGUGCCCUUGAUAUUUAUUUUCACACAAGCGGAAUUGUUCUUUUCUCUUUCUUUUGGGGAAAGGCAGUAUUCAGUUUUUUUACUUUAUUUUGAAGCAUAAACCAAGUUAUGGAUAGAAGAAACUAGUAUAAGUUGUAUAAUCUUCUGUAAGUAAAAUUGUAAUGUUUUGCAGUUUCCUCUUAAUUUUAUUUCACCUGCUUUGCACUAGGAAAUCUAUUUUCGAACAGUGAUUUUCGGAUAAUAUUUCACAAAAUUCAGGCUUAAAUUUGAGAUUAUAACAAUAAACAGAAUAAUGCAUUUCGGAGAACAAAUGAAACAUGUAUGUCUUCUUCAGGAAUUGAAAGUGUUCCGUAAGCGUAGUACUGUGAAUUCAUAAAUUUAGUGGAAGGCUAUAUAGCUCCAUCUAAGGGAAAAAAAAGAGUAAGCGAAAACCGGAUUCAUGAUAUUAAACCAAUAAAAGCAGUUCUACGUUUACGACUUGAUUUAAGGAAAAUAAACUGAAAAACCUUGGUGUUUAGCUACUUAAUAACUAAUAUGGUAUGAUUCCAUGCACAUCGAGCUUCAGCGAAUUUCACAAAUGACUCACAAAUCCGAAGUGGCAGAAUACCAAUGUAUAUGAUAUAAAUACUGUAAUAUUAAUUUUAGUUAUUUGAAACUCUAGUUUUUUGCUAGUACUGAAAUUUAGUUCCCUUUUUAGUCAUUAUCACCGACAGCAAUAUGCAAGGACAUCCACGAAAUAAAAAGGAAUUUUAGUGCUGUUCUGCUAAAUGCACAAAAUUUGUUCCUAAAAUACUGGGAACUAUUAACAAAAAAAGUAUACUGCGAUAAGCACAUUUAAGCAUGUGCUUAUCGCAGUAUACUAAAAAAAACAAAAAGAGAAUAUGAGCUACGUUCUAUUCAAAAGUUAAAGCGUUAUAAACUAAAUUCUAGCGUUAUGUUUAAAAGAUAAAAAUUUAUUAAUCAACAGUCAAUUAAUUUAUUAUAUAUUCAAUGGCAAUUUUGUGAUACAGCAAUUAACAGAAAAUAUUCCUAACGUAUAAAAGUAACCAGACUUUUCACAAGUUAUUGCAGAACAAGACAAUUUCGGAGGGAACAGAGGAUUUUUUUUCUUUUCUUUUGCUUUAAGCAUACUGUUAUUAUUACAAUAGCUAAUACUUUUAGUUGGGUUUUCUCAGUUAUUUACAUUUCGCAGUGAAGAGAUUUCUAAGGGAUGUAUACGGAUUUCUAAGAUAUGUAUAGAGACGUGAUCGUCAGAAGAGAUUUCACUUUAUAUUUAUUAUCGAAAUACACAAACGGAGUUCAGUUAUUAAUGCUACAGAUUUGAAACUAACAUGAUUAUUAUAAUACUGGGAAAAGUGUUUAAUUUUUCGGGUAUUUCAUAUUUUUCUGAAUAUAAUUUGUUAUCACAAGUGAUUCUUCAUCAAAAUAAUGUUUUUCACAGAAGAUUAGCUUUCUUCUACGUGUUUACUUUCAGCAAUGUUUCAGGUCACUCAUUUAAACUUUUUCCAGACGCUUCAAUUUCCUUUUCCAUUUUCCAAGUACGAAGAAAAAUAGUAAUAUAAUAGAAUCCAAAAAAGAAAUAGAAUUUCUGGAAACUAGAUUGUUUAUUUUCAUUUAAGAGGGAAAUCGUUUGGAAUCAUUGGAACUAUUUGGAUGGUUUCACUGUAAUAUGUGGGCAAUUAAACUCCAACUAAGGUAAUGAUUAUUUCAAACAAUACGAUUAUGUUUUUUUUUUUUUUUUUAGUCGUCGAAACUGUCUUAUUUCUCUAACCUUCAGAAGAAUAUGGUCUCACUAUCUCUAUCUUAGGAAACAAGUGUAAUAAAUAUAUAAAUAUCAAUUCAAUUUUCAUUAACCUUAAGAGAACUAGACAACAAAGUAAACAAUUUGGAGCUUAAAAUCAGAAACACAUCAAACUGAAAAUCAAUCAUAUGUCAUUAAUUAUGUAUUUAAUUAUUCUAUAGUUCAUUUAAAUAAAUAUCUUUUUAAAAAUGACAGAAUUAUCAUUUUAUUUCAUUUAUUUUGCUUUAUACUACCAGUUGCCCUUCCGAUUGCAUUAACCAGAAUUUUAUUGUACUGUUUUGCUUUCUAUGUGAAAUCACUUGCAAUUUAAUGUCUAAACAGUUAGUUAAAAAAAGAUGAUAUAGUUAUUGUUAUUCUGGAGAUAACUUUAAAAGCUUUUUUAUUGCACUGUUUCUUUAGAUGUCUUGAAAAAUACUCCAGUGGAAGUAUAUUUUGAUGUGUCCACAAUACCCUUCGGCGGAAUUGGAAUUUUUGCUGCGUCCAAAAUAGAAGAAAAAACUGUUAUCGGCCCACUUCCGGGCCGUCUCGUCAAUCCCUCAGACAAGAUUAUAGAUGACGCCUGGGAAAUUGCUGAUGAUAAUGGAAAUUUUUUCCAUUUACUGAAGAACGAAAAAGGUCAUACGGAAUCUUGGAUGAGUUAUAUUCAAUGUGCUAGACAUUUGCAAGAACAAAAUUUAGAAACUACACAGAUAGAUGGCGACAUUUACUAUCGGGUAAUAAGAAAUAUUACCGAAGAUAAUGAGCUAUUAGUAUGGUAUGGAUUCAAUAUAAAACAGUGCUUUGGAAUACCUUAUUUUGAGGAUAAAAGCAGUCCAGGAAAACAAAUUGAUGCAUUAACAGAUAAUUCCGAGAUUCAUCUACAACAAUUAGCUGAUGAAAAGAAAAAACUAAAUUGUGUAGUAUGCCAGAAAGGUUUUAAUUCCAGGAGUAACCUGAGGUCACACAUGCGUACACAUACCUUACAAAAACCUUUCAAAUGCAGUGUCUGCCAAAGAAGAUUCAGCCAAUCUUCAACGCUUCGGAACCACAUACGUUUACAUACAGGAGAAAGACCAUAUAAAUGUAACAUAUGCCUCAGUGCAUAUUCCCAACUGGCUGGAUUAAGAGCCCAUCAGAAAAGUUCACAGCAUCGUCCUACCAUACGAAAAACACAUUUAAUAAAUAAAUAACUUGGCCAUAAUGCAUGUCCAACAUAUUUAUAUACGAUGACUUAAAAGCAAAGGCAGAACCAUAAUCUUAUAUAUGUGGAAUGAUAUGCAAUGUACAAUGGUGUAAUUUUAUGUUGGAAAUUUUAAAAAUGAAUCUUACCAACUGGUCAGUUUAUAAAUGCAGUAUAUAUGGCAACUUUCGCACAAUGUUUUGUCCAAACACAUGAAGCUUUCAAUGUACAUAAAUAAAAAGCUAAUCUUUCAUGCUUUUAAUAAA